AAUUUCAAUUUCAGUUGGAGUUCGUACUUAAUAACGUUAAAACAUACUCUGGAAUACAGAAAAUAAAAAGAAACAGAAAAGAAAAAAAAAAAAUAACGAAGAAGAUAUAACGGCCUACUAACCAAAAACAAAAAAAGAGGAAUAAAUACCUGUAUAAAAACAAAAGUAAAGCGGCGGUUGAAACGAAAAGUAAUUAAGAAAUAGAAGCAAUAAAUUGAAAAAAAAAAAAAAAAAAAAAAAAACAAGUAAUCAAGCACAAACACGUUCUUGAGAAAUUAAAACAAGGAAAACAAAUACUAAGAAAUCAGGAUUUCUUGAAGGAAUUUUAAAAAGAAUAUUGAAAAUAUUAAAAAAAAAUCCCCAAAAGAAGCAAAUAUCAAAGGAUUACCUAUUUACAAAUAAAUUUAUUUUUACAGAAAAAAUUUAAAUAAAUUCCCGUAAAGUAAUUGCAACUGCAGGUCGGUGAACACACUAAACACUAAAAAUGUCCAAUUCCUCCAAACCCAGCUCACCCACGCCCAGCAGCACCCCCUCUAGUCCGGAAGUUAAUAAGGCAGCUUUGAAACUCUGCCACAUUGUUAAGCGUCCCGAUUUCGAUGGCUAUGGCUUUAAUUUGCACUCGGAAAAAUCAAAGCCAGGACAAUUUAUUGGCAAGGUUGAUGCCAACUCGCCGGCCGAGGCAGCUGGCUUGAAGGAGGGUGAUCGCAUCAUCGAAGUCAAUGGCACGCCGAUACACAGUGAGACCCACAAACAGGUGGUGCAGCGUAUCAAGGCCAUUUCCUGUGAGGUGAGAUUGCUUUUGAUCGAUGUUGAGGGCAAGGGUGAUGGCAAGCAGUAUCUGGGUGGGGAGGUCAACACGAAUGGCCAUAACAACAACAACAAUAGUGUGGAGGUUAGCAAAACAGAACAAGUCAUGCCGGGAGCAAGUGAAAACAUCAACAGCAUUACCAUGGUAUCGACCAAGAGGGCUUCGCAGACCUCGCACAGUUCCGGACACAGUGCCGUGACCACAAAUGCCAAUGGUGGUUCCGAUGUCACUGACCAUCAAGUUGUACACAACAACAACAACAAUAACAAUAUACCGCCACCACCCUCGGCCACCAUGGCCAGUGUGCAAAAGACAGCCAAUGGUGGCAGUGCCUCAUCGGGCAAUGGCAGUGUCAUGGGUGGCGGCAGCAGUUCAACAGCGGCGCAGGCGCCGGCGCCAACCUCCACUGCCAAGGCGGGUGGUCUCCAAUUGAAUAUGACUGCAGCCGAAAUGCGUGCCAAGCUAUUGUCCCGCAAGAAAUACGAUCCCAAAAACGAAAGUGUCGAUCUGAAGAAGAAAUAUGAAAUUGUACAGAAACUCUAAACCUCCAGCCACACGAACAACAAUAAUCGGCAUCAAAAUUCAACAAGGCCAACACCACGAGAAAUCUUAAGGUCCCCCAACUUUUUUUUUUUUUGUCCGGAAUUUCUUAGAAGUCAUUUGUAGUUUUGUUUAUUUGAAAACAAAUCUUCCCUCCCAAAAACAAAAAAAAAAAAAAAAAAAAAAAAACGAAAAUUAACAAGAAAAAGCCAUUUUUGAAAACAUAAACUUCUAAACAAAAAAAAAAUGAAAAAUAAAAACAAAAAAACUUUCAAUAAACACCGGAACGACAACACUUAGCUUUAAGUAUACAUAAAAAAACUAAAAAUAAAACAAACAAAACAUAAAUACCAUUUAAAAAUACAUAUGACAAAUGUAUGUGUAUGUAGAAUUUUAUUUUUAUUAUUAUUAAUCUAAUGUAUUUUUUAUUGAUUAUUCCCAUUGUGUGAGAGACAAUAAAUACUAGAAUCGACAAAAAAAAAAGAAAAUCACACACACCCAACAACCAAGGCAGAACAACACUUAAGAAGAUAAACAACAAAACAAUAAACAAGCUCUAAAAGUAAUAAAAAAAAACAAAAGAA
Molecule: messenger RNA, 1932 nt
Organism: Musca domestica (house fly)
Lineage: Eukaryota; Metazoa; Arthropoda; Insecta; Diptera; Muscidae
Product: Na(+)/H(+) exchange regulatory cofactor NHE-RF1
Exons: 2
Coding region: 485-1351 (288 amino acids)
Biological process (GO): protein localization to plasma membrane
Cellular component (GO): apical plasma membrane
Molecular function (GO): protein binding; protein-membrane adaptor activity
Source: RefSeq, a predicted model, not a curated record